Messenger RNA from Phragmites australis (common reed), 2539 nucleotides. Its product is annotated as auxin efflux carrier component 1a-like. Gene Ontology annotation, biological process: auxin polar transport; auxin export across the plasma membrane. The record is from RefSeq and is a predicted model, not a curated record. Gene Ontology annotation, cellular component: plasma membrane; endoplasmic reticulum. The coding region runs from base 338 to 2119 and encodes 593 amino acids. Gene Ontology annotation, molecular function: auxin efflux transmembrane transporter activity. Lineage: Eukaryota; Viridiplantae; Streptophyta; Magnoliopsida; Poales; Poaceae. The transcript has 6 exons.
UCGUAUUGACUCGGAUGUUUAACCGUGCUUCGUCUGCCUCUCACCAAACUCGUUCUCGCUAACAGCGCACCGUUGUUUAGAUGAUAAGAGCAAGCAAACAAGGGAUGGUCCAAAGAAAGCUUGGGCCGCGCUGCCACCUCGCCUAAAUAAAACACGCCCACACACACCCAGCAAUCCGCCGUGCUCCUCCUCCCCCUCAGUCCUCACUAGCCGAGCGAAUUAAACUGCUCACUAGCUCAGCUGUAAAGAGUAAAGAGCGGCGUUCAGCUCAGCUAAGAGCUUGGCAGGUGAGGGAGAGAGGGAGCUUGAAGGAGGAGGAAGAGGAGAGAAAGGGAAGAUGAUUACAGGGGCGGACUUCUACCACGUGAUGACGGCCAUGGUGCCGCUGUACGUGGCCAUGAUCCUCGCUUACGGGUCGGUGCGGUGGUGGCGCAUCUUCUCGCCGGACCAGUGCUCGGGGAUCAACCGCUUCGUGGCGCUCUUCGCCGUGCCGCUGCUGUCCUUCCACUUCAUCUCCACCAACAACCCCUACACUAUGAACCUGCGCUUCAUCGCCGCCGACACGCUGCAGAAGCUCAUGAUGCUCGCCAUGCUCACCGCAUGGAGCCACCUCAGCCGCCGGGGAAGCCUCGAGUGGACCAUCACGCUCUUCUCCCUCUCCACGCUGCCCAACACGCUCGUCAUGGGGAUCCCCCUGCUCAAGGGCAUGUACGGCGAGUUCUCCGGCAGCCUCAUGGUGCAGAUUGUCGUGCUCCAGUGCAUCAUCUGGUACACGCUCAUGCUCUUCAUGUUCGAGUACCGCGGCGCGCGGAUGCUCAUCACCGAGCAGUUCCCGGACACCGCCGGGGCCAUCGCCUCCAUCGUCGUCGACCCGGACGUCGUCUCGCUCGACGGCCGGAGAGACGCCAUCGAGACGGAGGCCGAGGUCAAGGAGGACGGCAAGAUACACGUCACUGUGCGCCGCUCCAACGCCUCCCGCUCCGACAUCUACUCGCGCCGCUCCAUGGGCUUCUCCAGCACCACGCCGCGGCCUAGCAACCUCACCAACGCCGAGAUCUACUCGCUGCAGUCGUCGCGGAACCCCACGCCGCGAGGCUCGAGCUUCAACCACAACGACUUCUACUCCAUGGUUGGCCGCAGCUCCAACUUCGGCGCGGCCGACGCGUUCGGCGUCCGCACCGGCGCCACGCCGCGCCCGUCCAACUACGAGGACGACGCGUCCAAGCCCAAGUACCAGCUUCCCAUGGGGAAUGCGGCGCCCGGGGCGGGUCACUACCCCGCGCCAAACCCGGCCGUGGCCACGGCCCCCAAGGGCGCCAAGAAAGCGGCCACGAACGGGCAGGCGAAGGGCGAGGACCUCCACAUGUUCGUCUGGAGCUCCAGCGCGUCGCCCGUGUCGGACGUCUUCGGUGGCGGCGCGCCGGACUACAACGAUGCCGCGGCCGCCAAGUCCCCCGGGAAAAUGGAUGGAGUCAAGGAUGACUACGUGGAGCGAGACGAGUUCAGCUUCGGGAACAGGGGCGCGUUGGACAGGGACGCUGAAGCAGGGGCCGAGAAGGCAGCAGCGACUUUGGGGGGCGACCCCGGCAACGUGGUAGCCGCGCCGACGGCGAUGCCGCCGACGAGCGUGAUGACCCGGCUCAUCCUGAUCAUGGUGUGGCGCAAGCUCAUCCGCAACCCAAACACUUACUCCAGCCUCAUCGGCCUCAUCUGGUCGCUCGUCUGCUUCAGGUGGAACUUCGAGAUGCCGGCUAUCGUCCUGAAAUCCAUCUCCAUCCUGUCGGACGCUGGGCUCGGAAUGGCUAUGUUCAGUCUCGGGCUGUUCAUGGCGCUGCAGCCGCGGAUCAUCGCGUGCGGGAACAAAGUGGCGACGUUCGCCAUGGCCGUGCGCUUCCUGACCGGCCCGGCCGUGAUGGCGGCCGCGUCCUUCGCCGUGGGCCUCCGCGGCACGCUCCUGCACGUCGCCAUCGUCCAGGCAGCUCUGCCCCAGGGCAUUGUCCCCUUCGUCUUCGCAAAGGAGUACAACGUGCACCCUGACAUUCUCAGCACCGCAGUCAUUUUUGGCAUGCUCAUCGCCCUGCCGAUCACGCUCGUCUACUACAUCCUGCUCGGGCUGUGAGUGGCAGCAUAUCGUCAUGCUGUAAAGACUACGGGGAGGCAAAGGAGGAGGAGAUAGAAUUACGACGACACUGCUUGGCGCUUGCAAAAUGAGUGACUUGUUUUCUUCUUCUUUUCUAGAAGUAGGUAUGGGAAUUGGGAGGAGGGAAAGGGUCUUCGAGGUUGGACAAGACGGUAGCUAGCUAGGACGAACUAUGGUGAGGCAAAAGGCACCAAAAGCAGGUACAAGUACAAAGCUUGAAGGGAACAGGAGAUCUAAUUCAGUUCACGGAAUGGUUCCAAUUUCAACGGCUUAUUUUGGGAAUUUCGGUUGGCUGCGCUGACCACUGUAAAGUGGACGCCAUUCUGACUAGAGAUCGGCCUUGUUUUGUUCAUCUCACGAGUUUGAUGAAUUGAGAUGGUAUUGCCAGUUUUAUUUGUA